Molecule: messenger RNA, 1365 nt
Organism: Gavialis gangeticus (Gharial)
Lineage: Eukaryota; Metazoa; Chordata; Crocodylia; Gavialidae
Gene: BOD1
Product: biorientation of chromosomes in cell division 1
Exons: 5
Coding region: 1-480 (159 amino acids)
Source: RefSeq, a predicted model, not a curated record
AUGACGCAGAACUCGACGCGCCGGCGGCGACGCCGGGACCCCGCGUCGCUGCCGCCCGGCGACGCGCACCUCAUCGCGCUCAUCGUGGAGCAGCUCAAGAGCCGCGGCCUGUUCGACGGCUUCCGCCGGGACUGCCUGGCCGACGUGGACACCAAGCCAGCUUACCAGAAUUUGAGACAGAAAGUGGACAAUUUUGUAUCUACGCAUCUGGACAAACAGGAAUGGAAUCCAGCAAUGAACAAGAACCAGUUACGAAAUGGACUAAGACAGAGUGUGAUUCAGUCGGGGAUGCUGGAAGCUGGAGUGGACAGAAUUAUUUCUCAGGUGGUGGAUCCAAAACUAAACCACAUCUUCAGGCCACAGAUAGAGAAGGCAAUUCAUGAGUUCCUGGCUGCACAGAAGAAAGAGGAAACUGUGCCAGCUCCUCCUCCAGAGCCAGAGAAUAAGGAUCCUCCUGCUCCAUCCCAAGAUGCUUCCUAAGAGUGUUCCUGGUACUGAACAGCUUGCAAUUACAAAAUACACCAUUUGGUAGACUGGCAGUGGAUUUAGUCCAUCUCUCACAGGGCUGUUGUCUGCCAGUGAAGAGGAACUUUCUUCAGACCUGACGGAAGUAUCAGUAAAACUCAUGGGCAUCCAGAGUCCCGAGUAUGGAAGUACAGUCUACAUAUGGGACUGUUUUAUUAGAAUAGACAGCAGCAUGCGUGCUUGUGACCAUGCUGGGGUGGGGGGGUUCUCUUGUUUGAAGGGGCUAGGAAAGGGGAAUGGAUGGGAUACCGCAGUUUGACAGAGUAUGAUGGAAAGUUUUUCAGUUACAUAAAGGCUUUAGAGCUCAUUCUGUAUGGUUCUUGGAAGGUCAUUAUGGGACUUUGAUUUGGGCCAGGUAAGAGCUUCACGCUCACUUGCUACAUAAUGCAGUAUCGAGAAUUGGAUGGAAAGAUAAAGCGACUAAUCAGUGCCUGUUUUAGAAAGGACAUUCCUGGCUUUAAGCUGUAAAGAAUGCUUUUAGAGAGUCAGCCAUCUGAGGUUUAGAUAGAGACCAACUUCUGACAUGCUGUAGGAGGGGUUUACAGUUUGCUAUGUGAACAAUAGCCAACUUAGCCAGUGCUCUUCUUCCCUCAGGGACUGUAGAGAGAAGCAAGGGGUAUCAGUGGGUGAAGAAUCUGAAAUCUAUAGUUCUCCCAACAAAAUUCUUCAGGUAUCUUUUUAGAAGUUGCUCAUAUGCAUGGGGAGAGCCAAGUAGAGUGCAGCUAGUGUUUGGAGUGUCUUUUUCAAAUAAAAGAGUUGAGGGAAAAACAGCAGCUAACUUGGACUCCUUGAUUUUUUUUUUUUUCCUUGGGAACAUGAUUAAAGUUAUGAAUAAAGGUC